Messenger RNA from Anopheles stephensi (Asian malaria mosquito), 1571 nucleotides. It is a transcript of the gene Gbeta5, whose product is annotated as guanine nucleotide-binding protein subunit beta-5. Gene Ontology annotation, molecular function: protein binding; signaling receptor complex adaptor activity. The transcript is spliced from 5 exons. Gene Ontology annotation, biological process: G protein-coupled dopamine receptor signaling pathway; G protein-coupled receptor signaling pathway. Bases 156 to 1217 code for a protein of 353 amino acids. NCBI's taxonomy places the organism in Eukaryota, Metazoa, Arthropoda, Insecta, Diptera, Culicidae. Gene Ontology annotation, cellular component: heterotrimeric G-protein complex; cytoplasm. The record is from RefSeq and is a predicted model, not a curated record.
CCCGAAAACUGCUCGAAAAGAAAAAAAAUUGGCAAAACUUGGAGCUGUCAAUGCUGCUUAUCGCAGAAAAGCUGAAGCCCCAACUUUGCCUGUUCAUAACAAAAUAAUCUGUGUCCCGAACGACUUAUCUUCGCAAUUUUCCGAUAAAUUCCAGGAUGACUGACGUACUCAACAGUGUUCACAACUCGGAUAAAGUGUCUGCCCUCAUAAAGGAAGCCGAAUGUCUCAAAACUAAGCUAGAAGAGGAGCGCCAGAAGCUGAACGAUGUUGCCCUAUCGUCGGUGGCCGAACGCUUGGAAAUGAUAAGUUACCUGAACAUUAAACCACGCCGUGUUCUUAAAGGCCACCAGGCUAAAGUACUGUGCUCAGAUUGGUCUCCGGACAAGAGGCAUAUUGUUUCCUCAUCGCAGGACGGCAAGCUGAUAAUAUGGGAUGCAUUUACCACCAACAAGGAGCAUGCGGUUACCAUGCCAACAACGUGGGUUAUGGGAUGUUCAUACGCACCGUCCGGCAAUCUUGUGGCAUGCGGUGGGCUGGACAACAAGGUGACGGUGUAUCCGAUUGCACUCGAGGAGGAUAUUUCGUCCAGGAAGAAAACGGUCGGAACGCACACAAGUUACAUGUCGUGCUGUAUCUUUCCCAAUUCCGAUCAACAAAUUUUAACUGGUAGCGGCGAUUCUACCUGCGCUUUGUGGGAUGUAGAGUCAGGACAGUUGUUGCAAAGUUUUCACGGCCACACAGGGGACGUAAUGUCGAUUGACUUGGCGCCUAACGAAACGGGCAAUACCUUUGUAUCGGGUAGCUGUGAUAAGAUGGCAUUUAUAUGGGAUAUGCGAUCGGGCCAUGUUGUGCAAUCGUUUGAAGGGCAUCAGUCGGACGUGAACAGCGUGAAAUUUCAUCCCAGCGGUGAUGCGAUUAGCACUGGUUCAGACGACAGUACCUGUCGCUUGUUUGAUAUGCGAGCCGACAAAGAGGUCGCCGUUUUCAGUAAAGACAGCAUCAUUUUUGGUGUCAAUUGCGUCGACUUUUCCGUGAGCGGUCGUUUGCUAUUCGCUGGCUACAAUGAUUACACCGUAAAUGUGUGGGACACUCUUAAGGCACAGCGCGUGUGUCUGCUGUACGGGCACGAGAACAAAGUUUCUUGUCUUCAGGUAUCGCCAGACGGAACGGCGUUGUCUACAGGCAGCUGGGACUACACACUGAGAAUUUGGGCUUAAUUUGAGCUAGAAAUUCAUCUUCACUAUAUUGACAGUAUUAAUAUUCAAAAGCGCUCCGAUUGCAGAAUCGGAUCAAGCCAGAUCUGGGCUUAUCAUAAACCUUACCCCAAUAUGAUACCAAAAUUACUGGAUGUUUACCAAAAUUAAACGGAAGAUAUUACUGAAAUCGAAAACCAAAUAAUAGAUAUAUGCUCCCUUGAAUAUAAGGUUCGACGUAUGCGUGUUGUGUCGUUUUUUAUGAUUUUCUCCCGCUUAUCUCUCUAGCGAAGGUUACCAAUGUGUUGUUCAAAUUAUAGAAAAUAGAGUGCGAAAUAUAAUAACACAAUAAACUAGAAUCUAACGGAGAUAGUCAAA